This is a messenger RNA of Moneuplotes crassus, 1056 nucleotides long. NCBI's taxonomy places the organism in Eukaryota, Ciliophora, Spirotrichea, Euplotida, Euplotidae. The record is from the annotation of a GenBank genome assembly.
AUUAUAAUGAGGAACAGCCUUUUUAUUACUAUUACUCUGACUGCACUUAUACUUUUCUCAAGUGUGAAGACUACCGAAGCUAGCUUUCUCAAAGGGAUCCUAAAGCAGGACAUGACUGCAAACUUGUUGGAUCGUUUCAUGGACGGAAUGAAGAUUAAUGAGCUUGCUUCUAAUACUACUGAAUGUGUCCACUAUUCUGAGUUGGCUUACUCCAAUUUGAAAUCAUCACUCACAAACUUUGCGACUAUAGGCUGGGACGUCGAAAGACAUAUGGACUUCCUCUUAUCCCUUGGAAAUCUUGCUCCAAUGAUCAAGACCUGUUACAAUACCACAAAGAAUGGCACUGUCGAAUUCUUUGAGUAUAUUAAUGACAUUCAUAAUUUCACAGAGUUCACUGAUCAACUUUUAAUAGGAGUAAUAAGGCGCUCCUGGGAUUGGUACAAGAUUACUAGCUCUCUGAUAUUUGCCAUGGACGUUAACAGAAUUGAUGAAAUUGCCUAUCAACUUGGAGUUGCCACAAGACUACUUAUUGAUGAGGCCCCAACAUUGAAAAAAUUGGAUACUUUAAGAAAUAGUCAAUCUUCAAGCCCUUUCAGUCUGAAGCUUCCAGACUUGAGACCCUAUGAGAGAUUCCUUUCAGGAUUCAUUAACGGCUCCCAUAUCUUCAACUCAACCAAUAUUACCCACUGUGUCAAUGAGACAAAGUUCAUGGCUGAUGCAUUUGAACAUGCUAAUUUUGGAAUCUCAAGCCAAACCACCGAUGGAUAUGAACACGCCUUAUUCGAUAUUGCUGAUGUGCUUGAGCACCUAGCUCCCCACACUGAAGCAUGCUAUGGAGGUCUCAUCGACAUCAUGGAUAUUUUGAAUAGAUAUAACCAGACCAUCUUCUCCCCAACUCAAUUGGCAAUCACUGCGUUUAGGAAUAGCCCCGCUCUUUAUGCUGAUGCUGUGUCUGCUUAUGAUAACUAUCACAGCUCCAAUUACACUGCUAUGGGAUGGAGGAUCGGGGAUUUCCUCUUUAAUGUUUUUGCUAAUAACUAGCUUUCAUUACCAAUA